AUGUAUGGGGAUGGUUCAAAGUGGCGGGGGGGGUGGAGGCGCCCCCCUUUUGCAUGGGAAGAGGAAAAGUUGGUUGAGUUGGCUAAUAGGUUGGCCUCGGUAGUUUUGACAGUGGCUCACCUAGAUGAAUGGCGUUGGUUAGCCGAAAGGUCAGGGAAAUAUUCGGUGGCAUCUGCUUAUAAGAUUUUAGCAAAGUCAAACCUUGUUCAAGUAGACACUUUUUAUGAUACGAUUUGGGCCAAAGGUAUCCCUCCUAAGGUUCAAGUUUUAGUGUGGCAGUUGGAAGCAGACAGGUUACCUACCCGGGAUAACCUCCUUUUGAGAGGGGUUACUCUAGAAGGACAAAAUGGUUGUGUUUUUUGCGAAGAAGGCUUGGAGUCCAGCAAGCAUUUGUUCCUCUUGUGUCCAAAGGCUUAUGCUGUUUUGGUCAGAUUAUACGCUUGGUGGGGAGUGUCAGGGGUGCUUAUCAACGAACUUAGGAGUUUUUGUCAUCAAUAUAUGGGAUUGGUGAGUGGCAGUAAGGGUAUUAAGCGAGUUUGGUCCUUUGUUUGGUUUGCAGGUAUAUGA
Molecule: messenger RNA, 567 nt
Organism: Cajanus cajan (pigeon pea)
Lineage: Eukaryota; Viridiplantae; Streptophyta; Magnoliopsida; Fabales; Fabaceae
Source: RefSeq, a predicted model, not a curated record